GGUACUGAAUUUCGGACAGGACUCCGGCGGGUAUCACUUAUUACGCGAAUAAAUGCGGAACUUAGUCGGACGCGCGGUUCCGACUAACGGUUGGAAGAGUUGGCUUUCUUUCGGUCGGUUUUGACGUGCUGUGUGUCGGUUUAAUUAAAUCCCCCGUUCCUCCUAUGUGCCGAAUAUGCUCAGCUCCAGGGCCGUCUGGAGGAAAGGAGGACAAGAUCUUACUUCGCUUAGUGAGGUAAUCGCUUGGAAGGAUCGGGAAUAAAUCGUACAAGUAUUUAAUUUGGUAGAAAACGAUAGGAGCGUGGUUUAUUCAUGGAUAGGAUACAUGAGAUCGAUACAUGAUAUAGAUAAAAAACCAGUAAAACUCGUAAAAUGUUGGCAAAACUGGAACCAAAUUGGAUUUUAAUAAAAUCUAUUGAUUGCGGCGACGAAGCUGCUGAGUGGCUAAACACGUGUCUCCGGAAGUCUAGUUUGCGUUUAAUACGAGCAGAAUAUGAAAUUACCGACAAAUCAAUACUAAAUCGAAAUGAUGUGUUAAUAUUAAAUGAAGAAGAUGUUGAAAAUUGGGAUUUUACGGCUUUAACGCAUUGCGUAGUGGUAACGCAAGAAUCAUUAGAAAUGUUCUAUUACUCAGAUCCUUUAGCAGUAAAACUUCGACCACAUAUUUUAAUUUCGAGUCCUGGAUACCCUGCUUUUGCGGAGCAAACUUGGGAAUGGAUAAAGAUCGGCAAUGUAAUCACGAGGAAUUUGAUGCCUGUCUUGAGGUGUGUAUAUAUCGUUUGUUAUGUUGCUCAGAGAAUUAAAUACCUUUUGGAUGUUUUUUUCGUGCAAAUCCAAUAUUCUGAAAAAUAACUUAAUAUACUCC
Vollenhovia emeryi is the source of this 865-nucleotide messenger RNA. RefSeq names its product mitochondrial amidoxime reducing component 2-like. The transcript has 3 exons. Lineage: Eukaryota; Metazoa; Arthropoda; Insecta; Hymenoptera; Formicidae. Bases 373 to 852 code for a protein of 159 amino acids. The record is from RefSeq and is a predicted model, not a curated record.